This is a messenger RNA of Dentiscutata erythropus, 1023 nucleotides long. Lineage: Eukaryota; Fungi; Glomeromycota; Glomeromycetes; Diversisporales; Gigasporaceae. The record is from the annotation of a GenBank genome assembly.
AUGUUGGUUAUAAGUAAUCAAAAGUUGUCAUUUCGUUCAAUAAGUCAAGUAAAACCAUAUUCUUCAUUAAAAUUAUCAUCAGAGGCCAGAAAUUGUUUACGAGGUGCAUACUUUCGUGAAGAAAUGGUAGCUGAUCCUCAAAUAGCUGAAGUAUAUUUACGAAGGGCUUUAGAAAUUGCAAUUAAUAAACAAAAUUUAGAUUUGGAUGACCCUGUAGUUAUAGAUAUUUGGUUACGUAUAGCUUAUAAUUACGUGUGGAUGAAAAAAUUCGAGGAUGCUAGUUUAGUCUAUAGAUCUAUUUUAGAAUUAUUGUUACAAUCUAAAAAUUCAGAAAAUUUCAAGAAAGCAAUCGAAGUAUCAAAAAAGUUGGCUGAGGUUUAUAUCAAUAUGAAAGAAUUUGAUAAUGCUGAAAAAUGUUUGUGUUGGUCCAUUGAGAUGUUACAACUUGAUGAACAGGAAUAUGAUAAUAAAAAGAAUUGGAUAAUUGAUGAUAAUCAAAGCGGAAAAUUAGAAAUUCCUACAUCGAUUUUUGAAAAUUCUAAAAUUACUAAUGAAGAAUUGGUUAAAUUUGUCGAUUUGCUUGCGGGUUUAUAUGCUCAGCAAAAGAAGUUCGAGCUUGCUUUACCUUUGUAUUUAGGAAUUCUCAAAACAUUACAAAACCAGCAGAAAGAUCAAGGUCAAGAUAAAUGGAAAUGUUGGGAAGCCAUAACAAUGGGACAUUUAGGUGAAGUGCUUUAUGGUGUAGGAAAACAAGAUGAAGCGAUGGGAUGGAUGCAACAAGGCUUAACUAUUUCAAAAAAUAACAGUGGUAACAGAGAUUGUGAUGAAUGUUCUGGCGUUAUUUUUAAUAAUUUAGGUUUAGUUUACGAAAAAAAUGAGAAUUUUGAAGUUGCAGAAUCAUUGUAUAACCAAGCUAUUCUGCAUGCUACAAAAGCUCAAGAUUUUGUUGGACUCGAACAAUUCUCUUUGAAUUUAGAUCGAUUAAUUAGUAAUGAACAACAACAAUCUGAUAUCGUAAACUGA